GUAAAAAUACCCUUUCAAACACCACAACAGGCAACAAUUGCUAAGAAAACACUGGAUCCAGAUCCAAUCUUGAAACCAAGUGACAUUAGCGUUCAAUACUCCACAAAAGGGGAGAUUUUCAUAGCAAAAUUCGAAGCUGUUAGUGAUAGAGUGCUGCGAGUUGCUGUUAGUAGCGUAUUAGAGUCAUUAAAGACCGUUAUAGAGACUAUUGAUGAAUUCGAAGGGAAAUUUGAUGAGUAUCUGUGA
Molecule: messenger RNA, 246 nt
Organism: Hansenula anomala
Lineage: Eukaryota; Fungi; Ascomycota; Saccharomycetes; Phaffomycetales; Wickerhamomycetaceae
Gene: PCC1
Product: chromatin DNA-binding EKC/KEOPS complex subunit PCC1
Exons: 1
Cellular component (GO): EKC/KEOPS complex
Source: RefSeq, a predicted model, not a curated record